UCAGCUGUCGAAAAACAGCAUGUGUGAUUCUAUUGAUGGGCGCUUAAUUUAAUAAUAGUUCGAAAAUGGCCAACCCAAUAUUCUUUUCUGACUUAGAUGCAUUGAAACAGAGAAUAGAGGAGCUUGAAGAGUCCUCAAGGGUGAAAUUCGUUGUAUUAAACAAGGACAAAGCAUUUGGGAAGGCAGUCUUGUCGCUAUGGGAACUCUUGAGUGGGGUCACAUGUUUCGCGCUAGAACCACAAUGAGUUUUUAGCUACAAGAACACUUAACGUGAAAAAUGGUUCUCAUUUUGAAAAGUAAACACUGGGCAGGGUGAGGGGGGGCAUAGCAUGGAUGUGCCCCCUUUCUUAAUUCACAAUCACACAACGACGCCUCUCACUCUCUGAUGGUUCUUUCGUAGGAGUGUAGUAAAUCUUCCAUGAUUCUGUUGACAGAUUACGACUUUGCAGAGAAAACGUCAUUUCGUCUCCGUUGGGAAUAUGACGAAGACCAGCACCCGUGCAAGAUUCCCUUUACAGGUGUUCCUUUCGUUGCGGUCGGCCGCAAGACUAUGGAAUGCCACCAGGGAAAGGAUAGGAACAUCAGACAGAAGGAAAAGUAUGCCAUUCAAGCAGAGAAAUUAAGGGAAUCAAAGUCUAAGAGCAGGAAGAAGCAAGCGCUUUUACAACGGACAAAGAAAGUAAGCUGUCCGGCAACUAUCAUCAUUAUACAGAUUACAAGAUUGCAAGAUAUUAAGGUGAAAGAAAACAAGGAGUGGACCAAGCGGAUCGCUUCUGCAGAAUUCCGUAAGAUGCUAGCCAAGGGCCACAAACCGCAACAAAGAUCGGAGUUCUAUGCUCUGUUUCCUAAGGAUGAGGAUCAUAAAGGACAUCCCAUAAAGAACGAGGCUGCCGGUCUACGCGAACCAACCAUUCCAGAAGUUGUAGAGAGGGUGCGAUCACUCACUCGGGGCGGGGUCGUCAAGGUCAGCGAGAUGAAGCAGCACAUCGUCAGCUUCCUGCACAAAGAGUUGCACAUAACAGACACUCUCCGCCGAAGAUACAUGCCAACGAACACGGACAUCAGCAACAUAAUGGCCUCCGUGAAACGCAAGGCUCACCAAGACCCGGACAGCAUGUGCGAAUUUAUCAACAUGAUGAGGAAACGCUGCCCCAGCGAUCUGCUUCUCCAUCGACCAAACUCUCCCAAGCAUCCGCUGCUCUUCUGCUACCAAUCUACCUGGCAGAGUAGGCUCUUAAAUCGCUAUGGCAACCAGUUCUGCCUCCUAGAUGCCGUCCAUCGCGUCCUUGAGUGGUCAAGGUUUCUAUAUCUUCUGUAUGUGAGGACUAAUGUUGCAUAUGUUGCAGUUGGUGCCUUUAUCGUAGAGACAGAGGAGCCUGAUGUGGUUCGAGAGGCUUUGGAUAUUUUUGCAAAAUGGAACCCGAGCUGGAUGCCAUCUCACUUUGCGGUAGAUGUAACGGAUGUCCAAGCUGUGGAAGCAUGCUUUCCAGAUUAUACUGUCAGCCUGUCCAACGUUCAUUGUGAGAGGGCGUGGUCUGAACUUUUCUCAAAGGCUCCACAUCUGAAGAAGGAGAUUAUUCUACCAAUGCUCCGCCGCAUCGCACAUGCAGACACCAUUGGAAAGUAUGAAGACUUAAUGGGCCAACUGCUCAAUAACAGUGAUAUGAAAGAAUGCUCUUCAUUUUCAAGCUAUUGGUUACCUCAAGCAAAGAGAUGGGUGCGUUGUUUCCAAGAUGAGAGUUUCUACUUCACUGUGCAUGCUGCUGGUGGAUUAGAUAAACAAAAUGAAAUAUUUAAAUACGAUGUCAUCAAGCCAUACACCAAUGGUUCCAUCAAAGAUCUGGUGGCAGGACUUCUUAAUCAUUUCUUCCCAGAAUCAUAUAGAAAAUACCUGGAACGCAAUGCAAGAUCAUCGCCAGGCUACAGCCAUAGUAACGCUCAGAUUCCAAAGUUCCUGCAGAACCGACCAAGGGCUUUAGUCCAUCAUAUCAAAGAUCGCAUGCAGAAUGACAUUCCUAAAGGAAGCAUCGUGGAUCAUGGGAACGGACUAUUCGUGGUACAGCACGCCAAUGAAUGCCACACGUUACGAUUCGGCGAGGGUGCAGUCAUGCCGCACUGUACCUGCCGCGACUGGCAGACCCAUCUCCUACCCUGUAAGCACUUCUGCGCCGUUUUCCGACACUUUGAAUCGUGGCAGUGGGAGAAUAUGAGCUCCCUUUAUCAUAAUAAUCCUAUCUUCGCCUUGGAUGAUGCGUUUAUUGUCUCCAUGGAAACCCAUGCUCCGAAGGAUUCGGAAGACGAUUCUGAAGCGAGGCGGAAGGAAGCGUUGCAGGAGUGCAUGGAUGCUACCAGGGCCAUCAAUGCAGCUGUAAAGAGAUUAAGUGAUGCAUCUCAUAUUAUUAGUGUUACCAAGAGACUGAAGUGUCUUAUAGAGGAUAUUCAAUCAACACAACGGAAAGUCGAUCCUCCAUGAUUCACAUGGAUCAGGAAAUUUCUAGUAUACGGGUAAAUUGGGGUAAGUGGGACACUUCAGCAUUUACCUAAGCAUUACGAAAAAAGUGAAUAAUCAAUAGAGCAAUUAUAUGUCUCAUUUUGGAAUUUAUUAAGAUUUUAACGUUUUUAGAAAAUGUUUUUGUGAAAAAUUCCUCCAAAGGAAGGUCAAGGUGACAGUUAAUCAUCACUACUCCAUUGUCCCACUUACCCCGUCAAGUUAAGGUAAGUGGGACGGCAAAGUAAUAUAGAAUGAAAUGUUGUUUAAAAGUGAAAACAAAGAUCUCUGUCUUCAUAAACAUUGUUUAUACAUUAAGAAUAUCAUAAGAACUGGUCAAAAAUCUAAAGUUUCAAACAUUAUCAAGAAAUAUCAGUUUGUAAUUAAGAGUAUUGUUUUUUUUUUUAACCAAAGCUCAGUAGCACUUUCUAGAUGUGUGAUUCUGUAAACAAAGCAAGUAACUCCUUCCUCCUUCAUAUCCCUCCCCCUUUUGUAUAAGAAUAAACAAAAGGUACAUUAUAAAACAAAUAUAGUUACUUUCCCAUAUUACACCUUUUAUUUAUACAUUAUUGAAUCUAAACUUUAUGAAAACUUAAGUUUUUAUGUAGAUUAUAAAACAUUUUUAGGGUGGCAUUUAACACAGCAAUAACAAAAGUAAGGUUACAUAAAACCCAUUUUCCGUCGUUAAUGAUACAAAAUGCUCAUUAAGU
Lytechinus pictus (painted urchin) is the source of this 3198-nucleotide messenger RNA. RefSeq lists its product as uncharacterized. The record is from RefSeq and is a predicted model, not a curated record. The transcript has 8 exons. The coding region runs from base 419 to 2473 and encodes 684 amino acids. Gene Ontology annotation, molecular function: DNA-binding transcription factor activity; zinc ion binding. NCBI's taxonomy places the organism in Eukaryota, Metazoa, Echinodermata, Echinoidea, Temnopleuroida, Toxopneustidae.